UGGUUCUACAUAAUAGAUUUCAACUCGCCUAAUUUUCUCACGUUGUACAUAAGUAUCAUUUCCUAAUUUAAAGCUACAUUUUCAUUGAUUGAAAAAUUCGGCAUACGUAAUCCGUUAACAGAGGUUUCAUUGUUAAAAAACAAGUUAUUUUAUCAUUAACCAUGGUGUAAUUCAAGUGCUCACACUUCAUUAGGUAUCAUUUGAUUAAGACGAAAGAGAAACCCGUGCUGUUUCAAUUAAAUGUUCAUUACAGACAGUUAUAAGGAGUGCUGCUAAUUGAAAACAUUGUUUUAGAAAACGGAUUAAAAACUAUACAAGUAACUCAAUUUAAUGUACAGCUCUGUGCCAAAAUGAAAACCGAUUUCAAGAAAAUUCUCAUAGGAUUACAUUAUGUAUUUAUUUUUGGAUUUCUGGAAGUUUCAUGUGAAUUUGGGUAUAUGUUGACUUUCCCUCAAACAUUACAAAUCGGAGCGGGUGAAAAAUUUUGUCUUCAACUCUACAAUAUCUCACAAUCCGUCGAUCUUUAUUUAAAUAUAUCGUGCUAUGGAAGGUCAGUGCAACACCACCCAAAGACAUUUACAGCAGGACAGUCUAAUUGCUUUGUGUGGAGACUUCCACAUUCCAUAACUGCAGGAUCGUGCAACAUUGAGGUCAAAGGAGAGGAUGGGAAGAAAGAUGGCUAUGUGUUCACACAAAGCAAGGAGAUCCAGAUUGUGGAUACACACCAGAUCACAUUUAUUCAGACAGAUAAACCUGUGUAUAAACCUACAGAUAGAGUGAAAUUUCGCAUACUUACUGUCACUCAAGAUCUAAAACCAUUAAAAGAAAAAAUAGAUAGUGUUAUAAUUCAUGAUCCAAAUGAUUUUUACAUGAGACAAUGGUUGGAUGUACAACCAGAAGCAGGAUUGGUGAGUUUAGAAUACAGGUUAUAUGAUGAACCUGUUUUAGGUGACUGGAAAAUUGUUGCUGUUGUGAAUGGCAGGAAGACAGAGCAGUCAUUCAGUGUUCAGCAGUAUGUUCUGCCAAAAUUUCAAGUGUACAUGAAAUUACCUCAGACCUUGACAGUAGAUACAAAACAAUUACAGUUUGAAGUAUGUGCCAGGUAUACUUUUGGCAAGCCUGUGACAGGAAGUGUUAAUGCUUCAGUAUGCCUGGAGAACACAGAGACAAAUUGGUUCUGUGAGAAUCGUCUACGACCAUGUGCUUACAUCAAGUCAAAGAUGGAUGGUUGUCACAAUUUUACAGUGGAGACAAAGACAUUGAAGAUAAAAGAAAGACAGUUCUCUUUGUUAUGUAAACCAAAACUAGUGGUUCAUGCCAAUGUUACAGAAAAGGAAACAGGAACUGUUGUAGAAGAGAGUCAACAAGGUGUUGGUGUCUGGGAGGAAAGAGUAAAACUAAAGUUUAUCUCCCAGAAAUAUUUCAAACCAUAUUUUCCAUACAUAGGGAAGAUAUAUGCCUGGAAUCCAGACGGUUCCCCUGCUGAAGGAGAAACAUUAACAUUGACAGUAGGCAAGCUGGGAAUCAUCGCCACCCUGUACACAGAUAAAACAGGUCAUGCUGAAUUCAACAUACAGAAUCUCACACAUUCAACGCCUUAUUUUGUACUUAAUGCAAAGACUGAAGACAGUGACUAUACAAAUAAGAAAUACUACACUAUAUUCCCAGCAACAGCAAAGAAACAUGUGAAACAGUGGUAUUCCCCAUCCUCCAGUUAUGUUAGACUGUCAACUGGAGAUCAAGGAGAGAGACGAUGUGGCGAGACAAUUACCAUCGACGUGGUCCACUCCCUCAUGUCUGAUGUUGACAUACACAGUGUCACUGCCCAGGUAAUGUCUAAAGGAAAUAUCAUAGAAAGCAAUGAUAUAACAGAAGACAUGAGGCGAAGUUCUCCAUAUUUACCCUACUUUAACGGUCCUGUGUUUACACCAAGAAUUAACCAAGGAAGUCCUCGAAUACUUGAUGAUGAUGAUGAAGAUAACGUGAUCCAACCUGGGGCUUUAUCAGAUAUUGAAGGAUAUGUGGCAGGACCUCCAGGUGGUGGGAACCUCAUUAGGGGACCUCCUGGUUUUGGGAGCCAGGCAGCCGGGUCCCCAGGAUCCGGGAGUCAGGCAGCAGGGCCUCCAGGUUCAAAAAGAGAUAGUAAUCCUGCAGUUCCAGAAUCUAUUGGAGAUGUGGCCCAUGAUUUGGUUGCUACGGCUAUCAAGGGUACUCCGAGCUCAGUUUACCUAAAAUGGAAACCACCUCAGAAGGUAGAUAGAGGUUAUUUAGUAUUUUACACAACUGACCCAAGCCAAGUGGACUUGUAUUGGACGGUAGAUGCUGUCUUGGCAAAUAAAACAUCUAUAACAAUAUCAAAACUGAUGGUGGACACAACUUAUUACUUUAAAGUUCAGGCCUUGGAUAAGAGUGGCUAUGGACCCAUGUCAUCUACACUGACUUUCAAAACUCCUAUAGGCAAAGAAAAUGGCGAUUCUUCAACAGUUCCAGAGAUGUCCCCACCCACAUUACGUCACUUCAGUUUUCGUCAGUAUAUAUCUGGAGACAUGGCCCCUAAAUUGAGAAUUCUGGUGUAUAUGAUAACUAGUAACAGAGAGACUGUAGCUGAUACUAUAGAUAUUAAUGUCGCCCAGUGCUAUAACAACCAGGUCAAUGUAACAUUUGGAGAGAAGACUGUUCGGCCCGGUGACAAGGUGGAAAUGACUUUGAAAGCAAGUCCUGGCUCUCUGUGUUCAGCUGGUAUGGUGGACAAGAGUGUAUACCUACAUGGCGGUUUAAACCUACUGCAAACCUCUGAUGUAGAUAAAAAACUGAAGGAGUAUGAUCUAACAUCAGAUUUUAUCAGUGAUUGGCAGUACUGUUCUAUUCUCUCAGAACUUCCACCUGAUAUGACAUUUCCAGGUGCAGAGAACAUUCCAAUAGGGCAUCCAGGUUAUGAUGAUUCCACAGACUUUAUUCAAGGACCAUUCAGAAGGAAGAAGAGAUCCAUUAUGCAAUAUUACAGUAAUAUGUAUGAUGCUCUCCUAGCAUUCAAGGUUGCUGGGUUAGAGGUGAUGACCAACCUUGAUCUACAGACCAGACCUUGUUUACAUGAUGGAGAUAUUCUAGGACCACCGUAUCAACCCGGAGAUCCCCGGGGACCAAUUCCAGGUCCGGGGGGAAAACUAGAAGGAUUUGAGCCUACAGAAGAACCGGAGGAUAAUAAAGACCUGGUUUCCAGUAUACGUAAAAACUUCCCUGAUACCUGGCUAUGGGAUAUGUACGAGGUUCCGUCAAGUGGCUCCAUGGUAAUUUCGGAGACAAUCCCUGAUACAAUAACUGAGUGGAUGGGAAAUACUGUGUGUACAAAUGAGAACACUGGUCUUGGUGUAUCAGAGAUUUCCAAGAUAACAACUUUCCAACCAUUCUUUAUCAAUGUAAAAUUACCAUACUCUGUUAUACGUGGAGAAAUUCUCAAUGUGGAUGUCAUGGUGUUUAACUAUCUACCACAUUGUACUGCAAUUCAAAUAACAGUGGAUGAGAGUGACAACUAUAGUUUGCUAAAUGAGAAUGUAGGUCAGAUGUGUAUAUGUAGUCAGCAGUCCAAAUCUCACUCCUUCAAAAUCAAGCCUACAGCUCUUGGUAAAAUAAGCAUUACAUUCACUGCAUUCCUUAGAGAGCACAGGGUGUCUUGUUACAGAAUAGAGAGACCGGCAAACUACAAUAAUAAGUUGGUGACAGAAACAGUUGUCAAACAGCUCCUAGUUCAGGCAGAGGGCAUACAAGAGGAAUCAACCAGAUCACAGUUUGUAUGUCCACAAGAUUCUACAGAUGGUUUUCAGAAGACUAUAAAAGCAGACAUACCUGAUAGUGAUAUUCUGAUACCUGGUUCUCUCCGAGGCUGGUUCAGUGUUAUUGGAGAUAUAAUGGGUCCUGUAUUGAGUGGUUUAGAGGAUUUAAUCCUGAUACCAACUGGCUGUGGUGAGCAGAACAUGAUUCGACUGGCACCAAAUGUUGCUAUACUCCGAUAUCUCUCUAUGACCAACCAACUCACAGAUGACCUUGAAAUUAAAACAGUAGACCAUCUCAAUAAAGGGUACCAGCAACAACUGACAUUCAUGCAUAAAGAUGGUUCCUACAGUGCAUUUGGUGAUGGUGAUGAUCAUGGUAGCACAUGGCUCAGUGCCUUUGUGUUCAAGACCUUACAGCAGGCAGUAGACUAUAUUUACAUAGACAGAAAACAGAUCCAAACUAAAACCUGGGAGUUUCUAAUCAAUAAACAGGGUGUGGACGGCUGCUUUAUAGAGGAAGGGAAGGUACUCAGUAAAUACAUGAUGGGUGGGGUAAUAGGUAGUAAAAGUGAUAAGAAGAGGGCUCUUACAGCUUAUGUACUUGUCUCCAUGCUGGAAUCCUUCAAAAUGAUGAGAGAGAGAACACCGGACACAGUUGUAGCCCUGCAAGCAUUGUCAUUGUUUGCUGAGCGUAUCUAUGGUGGUGGACUUAAUGUCAAUGUUAACAUUGUGGAUGACAACAUAUACUCCAAGGAUGUUAGUGUGACACAUAAAAACAGUAUUAUCCUGCAACAAUUUGACCUUGACAAUCCAAGGUCAGAUCUACAUAUCACUGCUAAAGGAGAGGGAUGUGUACUACUACAGACAACCUAUAGAUAUAAUUUGGAAAGAAAGCAAAAAGCUGAUGAGGUAUUUAAGUUGUCAGUGUCAACACCAGUUAGAAGAGAAGCCAUUGAUAAUAACUGUCGACAGAGAACUGUCAAAGUUUGUGCAAGUUACCAUGGAGAAGAUGAAAUGAGUAACAUGGUUGUUAUAGAAGUAAAACUGGCCAGUGGUUGGAUACCUGAGUUAAUAUUGCAACAGUUGUUUUUUGAAUAUUUAAAAGUAUAA
Ruditapes philippinarum (Manila clam) is the source of this 4880-nucleotide messenger RNA. RefSeq names its product murinoglobulin-2-like. The record is from RefSeq and is a predicted model, not a curated record. Gene Ontology annotation, cellular component: extracellular region. Bases 351 to 4880 code for a protein of 1509 amino acids. NCBI's taxonomy places the organism in Eukaryota, Metazoa, Mollusca, Bivalvia, Venerida, Veneridae. The transcript is spliced from 31 exons. Gene Ontology annotation, molecular function: protein binding; endopeptidase inhibitor activity.